GUUUAGUUGAACACCCAGUUAGGCAGUUACAGAACUUGUUAUUCCGUAUUUGUCAAUUCCCAGUGAUAUUUCUUGGGCAAAUUGUCAGUGUUAUACGGGAUUUCGCUCUUUGUUCUCUUUUAUUGGUUCAUAGAUCGAAAUCAACGCUGAUCUAUCCGAGGUUCUUCUGUGUUUAGCAAAAGGAAAAAAGGCAUUCGGUUUUUCUGCAUCACUGCCUGGUUGUUGUUUCAUUAUUCAAAAUUUGGACGGUUUUUGCGUUCAAGUUCUGGGGAUUUGUGACGCUGUUGGGGCGCCGAGCUUGAUGCUGAAUUGGAUCGAUGCUGAGUAGAUUGAUGCUCGGCUUUGGAGUUUUGUUGCUCACUUGUUGGACUUAUGGCUAUGGUGCUUCAAUGAGAAAUCUAGGUCUUUUGGUGUAAAGAGUUUCAUAGUACAUUUUGUGGUAUCGGAUAGUCCCAAGAUGAUACUUAAGCGGAAUAUGAAAAUUGAAAUUCCGAACCUGAAGCGAUGCCGAUUAGAGGAGCUUGAUCCUGAAGACAGUAUGUGUGCGGCGAAUCCCAAGAAACGGAGGGCAAGUUGGUUCUUAUCUCCUGGUAUGCCCGCUGAGGAUGAAUAUUUGGGCAGGGGUUCUGGAUUUCUGUGCAGUAAAGAAUCGCAUUGCGGUGGUGACUUACGGUCGAACCCAGAUUCCACAAAGUCAAAUGCUAAAACAGUACUAAAACCGGGCUCAAAAGUGGUUCGGCCUCCAUUAUUGCGGUCGUCGCGAGGUCGCCAACAGAUACUUCCGUCGAGGUUCAGGGAUUCGGUUCUUGAUUCUUGGAAGAAUAAAAGAAUCCAAGGGGAGAACACAUAUUCCAGCUUUGAAGAAGAUAAGUUUUUAGGGGAAGAUGAGUCGAAGCUCACUGGAAUGGAAUUUGCAAGACAGGGAGAUAAUGUUGACUCUAAUCUGAAAAAUUCAAUUUAUUAUUCCCAUACUGAAAUGGAGAAGGAAAAAGUCUUGGGUGCCUUAGACUCGAGUGAUUUCGACGCCGCGGACACGGAGCAUAUGAAGUCCUUUAGUACCGUGAGAACAACAGUUAAAGAGAGUUGUUCAUCGUUAGUUGAAUCUCAGAAUUAUGCGUCGAGACUUAAUUCUGAAUGCGUUAACCCGAAGACUAAUGGGAAAGCUGAAAAGAGGGUAGACAUUUACAAACUAGAGGAUUUUGCUUGGGGUGACAUAGUUUGGGCAAAAUGCGGGAAGAGGUAUCCGGCUUGGCCUGCGGUAGUGAUUGAUCCCAUCUUGCAAGCUCCCAAAUCAGUCCUCAACUGUUGUGUUCCAGGUGCAAUUUGCGUGAUGUUUUUUGGGUACUCAAAAAAAGGAAAGCAAAGGGACUAUGCAUGGGUGAGGCAGGGUAUGGUAUUCCCCUUCAUGGAAUUCAUGGAGAGAUUUCAGAGGCAGACUCGGCUGUACAGGAGCAAACCAAGUGACUUUCGAAUGGCGUUAGAGGAGGCUUUGUUGGCAGAAGAUGGUAUUCUGGACUCACAUUUGGGAGCAGAGAUUACUACUAAAAGUAACGUUGAAGCUCAUCCCAGUGCAGAUAUUGAGGUUACGGGUCCAUAUCAUGAUCAGGAGGACUACUGCCAGGACCAGGAUGCAAGACUUUGUGCUGGCUGUGGUUUGAUGUUACCGUGCAAAACCAUGAAGAAGUUUAAGGAUUCUAGCGCUCAACUCUAUUGUAGACAUUGCUUGAAGUUGCAAAAGUCAAAACAAUAUUGUGGCAUUUGCAAAAAGAUUUGGCACCAUUCAGAUGGUGGGAAUUGGGUAUGUUGUGAUGGUUGCAAUGUUUGGGUGCAUGCAGAAUGUGAUAAUAUCUCCGGGAAGCUUUUAAAGGAUCUGGAACUUGUGGAUUACUAUUGCCCAGAUUGUAAAACAAAAGUCAACUGUAAAUCAGCAGAAUCACGUCCAUCCAAUUCAAAAAUCAAUUCAAUUAAAAAAAACGAAGAACAUAUGAUACCUGAGGAGGUAACGGUGGUGUGCAAUGGCAUGGAAGGAACUUACAUUUCAAGUCUUCAUUUAGUUAUGUGCAAGUGUGGUUCCUGUGUGCCAAGGAAGCAGACACUAAGUGAAUGGGAGCGGCAUACGGGUUGCAAAGCCAAAAAAUGGAAAUUCAGCGUGAAAGUAAAAAGCACAAUGCUACCCCUAGAAAAAUGGAUUACUGAGAACAAUUCUCAAGCUGGAGUUUCCCUACAGUUGGAUCAGCAGCAGGUACUUGCCUUUUUGCAAGAGAAGUAUGAGCCAGUUUAUGCAAAAUGGACUACAGAAAGGUGUGCCAUUUGCAGAUGGGUUGAGGACUGGGAUGAUAACAAGAUUAUUAUAUGUAACAGAUGCCAAAUUGCAGUCCACCAAGAAUGCUAUGGGGUGAAGAACGUUAAAGAUUUUACUUCUUGGGUCUGUAGAGUAUGUGAAACUCCUGACGUUGAGAGAGAGUGUUGCCUCUGUCCAGUAAAAGGUGGUGCUCUGAAGCCGACUGAUGUUGACAUGCUGUGGGUUCAUGUGACGUGCGCUUGGUUCCGGCCUGAAGUUAUUUUCCAAAAUCACGAGAUGAUGGAACCUGCUAUUGGAAUCCUUAAAAUUCCUCCAUAUGCGUUUUCAAAGGUUUGCGUUAUUUGUAAACAAAGCCACGGAUCGUGCUUAAGUUGUUGCAAAUGUGCUACUUAUUUUCAUGUGAUGUGUGCAUCAAAAGCUGGAUAUAGCAUGGAAUUGCAUUCCACGGAGAAGAAUGGGAGUCAGAAAACAACAAAGCUAAUAUAUUGUGCAGUUCAUAGGGCCCCAAAACCAGAUUCAGUACUGGUUGUGCACACACCCCUAGGGGUUUUCUCUCCCGGAACUGAACUUCAAAAUCGUAAGGGAUGCUUCAGGGGAUCGAGGCUAGUCUCAACAAAGGACGUAGAACUUUCUGAAGAGUCCUCAAACUCUGAGAUUAACAAGUUUGAGCCAUCCUCUGCUGCCAGAUGUCGUGUUUACAGAAGGCCUCUUAAGAAGAAAGUUGAUAUGCCAGUAAUUCACUUACUGGGUGGACCAAGACAUCAUUCUUUAAGUGCAAUAACUCAAUUGAACAGUUAUAAGGAUGUUGAGCAUUCUGAAGUAUUUAUUUCACUCAAGGAGCGCCUUUGUCAUUUGCAGAAAACUGUAAAGCAUCAAGUUUGCUUUGGAAAAUCUGGUAUACAUGGAUGGGGCCUCUUUGCUCAUCGAGAUAUAGAAGAAGGAGAGAUGGUUGCUGAAUAUUGUGGCGAACAGGUAAGACGGAGCAUUGCUGAUUUAAGGGAAGCUAAGUACCGGUCAGAAGGCAAAGACUGUUACCUGUUCAAGAUCAGCGAGGAAGUGGUAAUUGAUGCAACAGACAAGGGCAACAUAACACGCUUAAUAAACCAUUCUUGCAUGCCGAACUGCUAUGCGAGGAUUAUAAGUUUGGAUGAUGAGGAGAGCCGAAUUGUACUUAUCGCCAAGACCAAUAUAUGUGCUGGUGAAGAACUAACGUAUGACUACUUGUUCGAUCCGGAUGAGCUUGAUGAACUGAAAGUUCCCUGUCAUUGCAAUGCCCCAAAUUGUAGGAAGUUUAUGAAUUAGGGUUACAAUUUUUUCCCCCCCAUUAUGAGAGGUGCACAUUGCAAUUUGCAUCUGCCCAACGAUAAACAUCUUCCCGAUUUUUUAAAUAAUUUUUUAUUUUUUUUGGCGUACAAUUUUUAAAAUUCUAAUUUGUAUACAAGUUCAAUGUAAUUUGUAUAUUAUACGAUUAUAAAUUAUAAUAAGAAAGCUCCCACCAA
This is a messenger RNA of Neltuma alba, 3801 nucleotides long. RefSeq names its product histone-lysine N-methyltransferase ATX3. The record is from RefSeq and is a predicted model, not a curated record. Bases 458 to 3604 code for a protein of 1048 amino acids. Gene Ontology annotation, molecular function: protein binding. The transcript is spliced from 23 exons. Lineage: Eukaryota; Viridiplantae; Streptophyta; Magnoliopsida; Fabales; Fabaceae. Gene Ontology annotation, biological process: regulation of transcription by RNA polymerase II.